AUGGCGGCAGUCACCCAAACCCAAGGCCAAGAUACCCCGCCAUGGUGGUCAUCAUUGCCCGAGCCGAAGGCUCCCAUUCAUGCCCUCGAAGCGGAAGACGUCGCACAGCUCCUGGAGAGCCAUGCCUCGGCCGGGCCAAAUAGCACCAAGAGCUUUCUCCUCGUGGACGUCCGUCGAACACAGUGGGAGGGCGGCACAGUUACCACAUCCCUCAAUCUCCCCGCCCAGACUUUAUAUCAGACCCGGCCGACCAUUUAUCAACUGUGUAAACAGGCCAAUGUCAAAACUAUCAUCUUCUACUGCGGAACCUCGAAAGGCCGGGGUCCCCUGUGCGCAGGCUGGAUGCAGGAUUAUCUCAACCAAGUUGGCGAGGCGAGCAUUUCGGCCGUCAUUCUCAAGGGCGGCAUUGAAGGCUGGCACAGCAAGUAUGGGGGUGAGUUAAUGGACUGGUACGACGACAAGUUUUGGACUCGGAAGCAGAGUUCAUAG
Metarhizium album ARSEF 1941 is the source of this 489-nucleotide messenger RNA. RefSeq names its product Rhodanese-like protein. The record is from RefSeq and is a predicted model, not a curated record. The transcript has 2 exons. NCBI's taxonomy places the organism in Eukaryota, Fungi, Ascomycota, Sordariomycetes, Hypocreales, Clavicipitaceae. Bases 1 to 489 code for a protein of 162 amino acids. Gene Ontology annotation, molecular function: protein tyrosine phosphatase activity. Gene Ontology annotation, cellular component: nucleus; cytoplasm.